GAAACCGUUAACGAUGGGAAACACUAUAGCACUCCCGAUUAUCUGCACUAUCUCCGCCUAUGGCGUUCUCUUCUUGUCUAGGGCGUUCUAUCGGACCUGGACGUCCCCUCUCCGAUUUAUCGAUGGCCCGGAAUCAUUCAACUUUGUCGUCGGGCAUUCCAUUGUAUUUUCGGAUGUACCAGAGCAGGGGGAUCAAUGGCGCAAACGUUACGGCGAGACUUUCAUGGCCAAGGGACUUUUCUGGGUCAAUGAUCUGCACACGACUGACCUCAAGGCUGUUUCCCAUGUCCUCUCCCACGCAUCGCUGUACUCGAGGACGCCCGAGUUUGUUGCAAGCCUAAGCCGUAUCCUCGGCGAAGGGCUUUUAUCCGUCAGCCUGGAUCCACAUAGACGUCAGCGCAAAAUUCUUAACCCUGCAUUUAACCUGCAGCGAAUCCGUUUGAUGAACGAGAUAUUUUUCGACAAUGCGAUUCUCUUGCGAGACUUGUUGUCGGCAGAUGUUGAAAAAGCGGGUGGCACCGCAACCAUCAAUCUUGCCGAGAUGUUCCGUCGAGUCACGUUGGAUAUCAUGGGUCAGGCCGGUUUUGGAUACAAAUUCAACUCGCUCGAGUCCGGCGGCCAGAACGAAGGCGAUCUCGGCAAGGCCUUCCACAUGCUGUUUCGCGGGCCGAACGCCAACUUGAACAUUGCUGUGCAGCUCGCCCAGAGCUUGGUCCCAAUUCUCCAGUAUCUUCCGCUGCCCGGCUGGCGCAAUACUCAGUCUGGGAUAAAAACUCUGCGUUCCGUGGGAGCGGAGCUUCUGCACAAGGCCAAAGCCGAGGCUCGGGUGCUCGGAGAGAAAGAUCUGGGGUCAGGGCGUGAUCUCCUCUCCAUCCUCGUAAAGGCGAACAUGUCGGCGGACAUCCAGGACAGCCAACGUUUAAGUGAUGAUGAGGUCAUAGCCCAAAUCCCGACAUUCCUCCUUGCUGGCCAUGAUACCAGCAGCAUUGCGCUGGGCUGGGCCCUGCAUGCGUUGUCGCACCAUCCCGAGAUCCAAGACAAGCUGCGCCGGGAGCUCCUUUCGAUUGAUACCGACACACCGACCAUGGAUGAGCUGAACGGGUUGCCAUUUUUCGAGAACGUGGUGAAGGAGGCUAUGAGGCUGUAUUCUCCUGUGCCCUUUGUUCAGCGCACAGCCUUGCAAGAUGAUGUGCUGCCACUUGGCAAGCCGUACGUGGACCGGUGGGGCGUGUCGCACGAGUUUCUUCCGAUUACGAAAGGGCAAUGCAUUACCAUCCCGAUCCAGGCCAUCAAUAUCGACAAGGAGACUUGGGGUGACGAUGCUCUGGAGUUCAAACCCGAACGGUGGGAUAACUUGCCUGAGGCCGUGCACUCCGUUCCCGGAGUGUGGGGUAAUCAAUUGACUUUCGUCGCCGGCGCUCACAGCUGUAUCGGCUUUCAAUUUUCAGUGGCCGAACAAAAGGUGAUCUUGUUCAGUCUCCUCCGGGCUUUCGAGUUCCUGCCGGGUACAGAGCCAGUCAGCCCGGUGAUCUCAGGGCAGCUCGCCCGACCGAACUCUUUUGUUUCGGAUGGGAAGGGUGGACGGGUGUCGUCGGGUGGGCUGUCCAUCGUGCUCAAAGCCUAUAAAGGGUCUUCUUUGUGAUCCGUAGUGGUUAUUCUAUUCCGAUUCGGAAUUUCUC
Mycena citricolor is the source of this 1679-nucleotide messenger RNA. Lineage: Eukaryota; Fungi; Basidiomycota; Agaricomycetes; Agaricales; Mycenaceae. The record is from the annotation of a GenBank genome assembly.